AUGAAUUCCACCUACAUGAUGUUGCAGGCUGCAAUAAAGUUUAAAAAAGCAUUUGAUGUUUUGGAAAGUGAUGCGAACUAUACAAAGUACUUUGAUGAAGAAAGGUCUAAUGGGAAAAAUAUAGAUGGACCACCAACACAUGUCGAUUGGGACCAAGCAGAAGCAUUUGUUGGAUUCUUGAAGACUUUUUAUGAUAUGACAUUGAAAAUUAGUGGCUCUUUAUAUGUAACGUCAAACACUUUCUUUCAAGAAAUGUGUGAAAUUCAUGCGGAGUUGAAUAAAUUAGCUAAAGAGCCAAAUAGUAUGAUAGGAUCUAUGACAGUUAGCAUGAGAAGAAAAUAUGGUAAGUAUUGGGGAUAUCUUGAAAAGUUUAAUCAAUUGUUGUUCAUAGCAACAAUUCUUGACCCUAGAUGCAAGUUGGAAUUACUUAAAGUUGGGUUAUAUGAAUGCUACAAGGAAAUGAUGACUCCACCAUUAGUCUCACCUAAGGAUGCUACUCAACCUAGAAGCCAAAGUGCUUUACAAACUACUUUGGGAACUUCUAAACCUGUUCCCUCAAUUUUUAGAGCUAGGCUUAUGCAAGAAACUCAAGUAGAGAAGAAUGAUUUGGUGGAUUAUUUAAAUGAUCGUUGUGAAGAUUUGACCAAUGAUGAUUUCGACAUAUUAAAUUGGUGGAAAUUGAAUGAAAAUAAGUUCAAGAUUGUCUCCCAAAUUGCCAAAGAUGUGUUAGCCAUUCAAAUAUCUACGGUUGCUCCUGAGUCUGCAUUCUCUACUAGUGGUCGGAUUCUCGAUCCCUUUAGGAGUUCAUUGAGUGCAAAGAUGGUUGAGGCAGUGAUUUGCACUAAGAAUUGGUUACAUAAUAACAAGGAACCUAUUGUGAUUCGUCAAUAUUUGGAUGAAGUAGACGCAUUGGAUGAUUCAGAAAAAGCUAUAGAAGAUAACGAAUCAUGGGUUACUACUGGAGAUGUUUUGCCAAUUAGUAUUGAUUAA
Olea europaea var. sylvestris is the source of this 990-nucleotide messenger RNA. RefSeq names its product zinc finger BED domain-containing protein RICESLEEPER 2-like. Gene Ontology annotation, molecular function: DNA binding; protein dimerization activity. Lineage: Eukaryota; Viridiplantae; Streptophyta; Magnoliopsida; Lamiales; Oleaceae. Bases 1 to 990 code for a protein of 329 amino acids. The record is from RefSeq and is a predicted model, not a curated record. The transcript has 3 exons.